Molecule: messenger RNA, 5388 nt
Organism: Myotis daubentonii (Daubenton's bat)
Lineage: Eukaryota; Metazoa; Chordata; Mammalia; Chiroptera; Vespertilionidae
Gene: FDFT1
Product: farnesyl-diphosphate farnesyltransferase 1
Biological process (GO): farnesyl diphosphate metabolic process; cholesterol biosynthetic process
Cellular component (GO): endoplasmic reticulum membrane
Molecular function (GO): squalene synthase [NAD(P)H] activity
Source: RefSeq, a predicted model, not a curated record
CCCCUCGGUGGGCGCCUCCCAGCUCCGCUUGGGUCUAUGGAGGAAAACUUGGCGCAAGCCGCACAAUUCUGAUGGCCGCAGCCGCCUGCGGCACCAAGGCCAUGUCCCUCUUCAAGCGGACCUUGGUGCUGAGCCCCGCCGCGGCGCCUAAGGGCGCGGGCACCCCCUCGCGCUGUUGUCCCUGGCCUUCCAAGGACUGGACUCGGGGAGAGGGCGUCUGCGCUCGGCUACGGCGUCCAGCGGCUGCCGGCUUCCUGCCCCAGUCCCACUCCUGCUCCUCGACAACUGCUACCUCCGUCUGUCUUCUCUGCCCGCAGGACUCGCUCAGCAGCAGCUUGAAGACUUGUUACAAGUACCUGCAUCAGACCAGUCGCAGUUUCGCAGCCGUUAUCCAGGCGCUGGAUGAAGAAAUGCGCAAUGCAGUCUGUAUAUUUUAUCUGGUUCUCCGAGCUCUGGACACUCUGGAAGAUGACAUGACCAUCAGUAUAGAAAAAAAAGUCCCACUGUUACACAACUUUCACUCUUACCUUUACGAACCUGACUGGCGGUUCAUGGAGAGCAAGGAGAAGCAUCGACAAGUGCUGGAGGACUUCCCAACGAUCUCCCUCGAAUUCAGAAAUCUGGCUAUGAAAUAUCAAACAGUGAUUGUCGACAUUUGCCGGAAAAUGGGAUUUGGGAUGGCCGAGUUUUUGGAUAAGCACGUGACCUCUGAAGAGGAGUGGGACAAGUACUGCCACUAUGUUGCCGGGCUGGUGGGAAUUGGCCUUUCUCGUCUGUUCUCGGCCUCAGAGUUAGAAGACCCAUUAGUUGGUGAAGACAUAGAGUGUGCCAACUCCAUGGGCCUGUUUCUGCAGAAAACAAACAUCAUUCGUGAUUAUCUGGAAGAUCAGCAAGAUGGAAGAGAGUUCUGGCCUCAAGAGGUUUGGAGCAAGUAUGUUAAGAAGUUGGGUGAUUUUGCUAAGCCGGAGAAUAUUGACUUGGCCGUACAGUGUCUGAAUGAACUUAUAACCAAUGCUCUACAUCACAUUCCAGAUGUCAUCACCUACCUUUCCAGACUUAGAAACCAAAGUGUGUUUAACUUUUGCGCUAUUCCUCAGGUAAUGGCCAUUGCUACUUUGGCUGCCUGUUACAAUAAUCAGCAGGUGUUCAAAGGGGUAGUGAAGAUUCGAAAAGGACAAGCAGUAACCCUGAUGAUGGAUGCCACCAACAUGCCAGCUGUCAAAGCUAUAAUAUACCAAUAUAUGGAAGAGAUCUAUCACAGAAUCCCCAACUCAGAUUCAUCUUCCAGUAAAACCAGGCAGAUCAUCUCCACCAUCAGAACACAGAAUCUUCCCAGCUGUCAGCUGACCUCCCGAAGCCACUACUCCCCCAUUUACCUGUCGUUUCUCAUGCUCCUGGCUGCCCUGAGCUGGCAGUAUGUGAGUACCCUAUCUCAGGUCACAGAAGACUAUGUCCAGACCGGAGAACAUUGAUCUGUUCACCAUGAAGUAGACUGACCUUUUUUUUCAAAGAGGGAUAUUGGCUUCCCCUUUUCUCCCCUCCUGCUUUAAUCCUGUAAUUCUGUGGGCUUGGACCCUGAGAAACUGAGGUGCAGCUGAGAAGAGAAUAAAAGAGGAUCCCUCACCCUCAGCACCUGGUACCUGUGGGUUGUGCUCACCUGCACAUGGUGGCUGACGGUGCACUCGGUGGUGCAGGUCGGGAAGUGGUUGCCCUGGGACUCCUGACAGAUCUGUGUGCAUCCUGAUUAGUUAUAAUUAAAUGUGUUUAAUUUAAAGGAACCUUUGAUCUCUUAUCCUAGUAGAAAAGUGAACUGAAUUUUCUUCAUGUUCGUUUCUCUCAUUUUUUUCUUCAGUUGAUUUGAAGGUAAUAGCUGUGAAGUUUACACCUCUGGGUAAUUUUUCCGUUUCCUACGAAUACAGACCAUGUUCUGCACAUGAAGGCUGGGAAUUAACUUCAUGGUGUCUGGUAGCAUUUUCUUCUUUGAUGAGGUUACCUUUCAGAAAGAUUGCCUAAGCCCCAUUGUUGAAGAUUGGUCUUGUUAAGGCCGUUUUUGAUUUUGUAAAAUAAUGAAUUACUCUGCAGUGGUCAAAUGCAGAUCACUUGAAAGCUUGGGUGAGUGUGGCAGAUAAAGGAACUCAAGGGUGGAAUUAGUGCUUGAGGGACGGAUGGCACCAUGAUGCCACCUGGUGCAGUACCAAUAAGGACACAGCUGCCUGGCCCCUGCAUGAUGGCCCACUGGGAGCUGGGAAGGGGCCCAUGGCAGCCGCUGCGCUGCUCCAGCCGGUAGCCUGAUUAGCUGCCAGCCUUCUCUGCUUUUGGCCAGUUCCCUUAGCUGCUUUCCAGGGUUUUAAACUCAGCUUUCCUUUCUUUUCGUUACCAGUUUAUACACUGAAGCCUCAAGAAAGGCAAAAGCCAUGUUCAGGUGAUUGGCUUGAAAGCUGAAUGGUGCGCAGCCCAAUUCUAGCGCCCUGUUCACCUUCCUCCUUCCCAGCACAGCCGUUUUGUGAUGUACUCUCACCCAGUGACGCGCUGAGAUCUCAGCUUGGACGAGGGAGGGACCCAGCCGCACUAGGGGAGCCUGAAGCCCCUCAGGCUGAGAAUCGCGGGGAGGGCGCGGCCCAGUGCUUCCUAGAAGCCAGUAGUGCUCUCUGGGCGCAUAUAGCAUAUAUCCUACUCUUUGCUGCAGUCCUUUAUGAAGUGUGACUUGGUGAAUUUGAGGUUUUUCCAGCAAUGGUGUUGGAUUUGCAUUGUUGUACACAUGCCCACACUGAUUUUCCUCCUGUGACAGCCGCCACCGGACAAUUGGCUUAGUUUUUUGGUCCAGGGAAGCUUCAGAUAAUUGGUUCAUUUGAGGCUCAGCCCUGGAGAAACUGCUGACUUGCCAUGUAUCCACCAUUCAGCUGUGAAGCAGACUCAAUAGUAAUCUUCCAAGAGGUUUAAAGCAUCAAAACUUGGUUUGAGCCCUGGCUGGUUUGGCUCACUGGAUAGAGCGUCAGCCUGCGGACUCAAAGGUCCCAGGUUCGAUUCCGGUCAAGGGCAUGUACCUUGGUUGCAGGCACAUCCCCAGUAGGGGGUGUGCAGGAGGCAGCUGAUCGAUGUUUCUCUCUCAUCAAUGUUUCUAACUCUAUAUCCCUCUCCCUUCCUCUGUAAAAAAUCAAUAAAAUAUAUUUUAAAAAAAACAACUUGGUUUGAGAUUCCAGGACGGGUUAAGAAUUUGUGUGAAGUCUAAGGUGAGCUCUGAAGUUCAUGGUGGACAGAGCCUUGGUCUGAGGUGGACACCCCAGAAGCUUCUCCUGUGGCUCAGCCACGACCUGUGUGACUUGCCAGCUUGUGUGGUUUGGUGACCUUAGGCCCCUCCCAGCUGGAAAGCGGUGGAAUUUUUACGUCACUGACUUGGGUAGAGGUCUUAGACCUCUUGAGACUUCAGAUGUUUCCUUUUAAAUGUUUUUCUACUAAAACUGCCAGAUGAAAUGCAGGAUGAAACCCAGUUAAAACUCGGAUAAAUUUAAGUAUAAUUAUAUCCCAAAUAUCGCAUGAGAUAUAUUUAUAUAAAAAAUUGUUCGCUUUUGCAGCACACAUACUAAAAACAUUGUCUGAAAUUCAAAUCAAAUUGAGCAUCCUGUAUCUUUAUUUGCUGAACCUGGCAACCCCGCCCUUUAUACCACACUUUAAUGUAAUUAAUAAAAUGUAUGGCAUUCCUGGCAUUCAGUCUACCUGAUUCCUCCUCACAGUGGUAGCUGAGGUAAUGAUCAAUGGCGAUAACUUGAGGUUUAUUGAUGCUGAUCCCUAUUUUUUUCUAACAAAAACUCCUUAAGCCAAAUGUGAAGAUGACCAUCAUAUUACAUCAUUUUGCACAUCGCUCCUGGCUUCUGGGAUGAGGAUGGAGUUGCAGGGAACACUGUGGAGGUAGGAGAAAGUGCGUGAAAAUGGAAUUAUUCAACUCAGUGUGGGAGUAGGUAAAUAACUUCAUUGAGGUUAUGAAUAUAUUCUCAUCUAAAUGUUAAUAAAAUGUUAUGAAUUUAUAGCUUUGGUAAAUGCUAUGCUGGGUUUCACAGAUUUUUCCUAGUGUUCACUGGGUGUUUAAGAAGUUAUCUUAGGAGCUUCUGAUUCUUCCGAGUCACAUCAGAAGUCAAACUUCACGAUUUUGGGAAGAGCUAGUCCAACUCUCAGGUGGGGAAGGGAAAUAAGACACUGACAGGCCAGUGGGAUGGGUAUUGAUUCUUCAGGUUGCCUCUGUUCCCCUCAAGAACUGGUGUACCUCGUGGCUUAUGAUUCUUAGCUAGGCCUAUCCAAAGGAAUCUUUCUUAACCAGCAGUAAAUUAAAGUCACAGGGAGCUUGCAAAGGAGCGCACCAGGCUCUGCCUCCACCCCAUUCCAGCAGUGGGAGGCGCCAGGGAAAGCUGGUCCUCCAGUAGGACAUGGGCUGUGACAGGGACUAAAAAGAGAGAAGCUGUGGUCUGAACGGAUGCUGGAGUGGAGAGAAGCUAAAAUUAGGUAUUUACUUUGUUCCCCUCGACUGACGCCCUGCUUAGAGUGUAAAGAGCACCCAGACCCAUGAGCCCAUGUUUCUGUCUGUGGGAUAAGGAUAGACAGCAGCCACGAAUCUACAAAUGAUCUUCGAGGUCCCACCAGAACAGACCUGACAUUGAAGGAGAAACCUUUUAUUGGCACAGUAUUCCUUCUUUAAUAGGGUAUAGCAGUGAUUUUUAAACAAUAAAGGCUGGUUUCUCUCUAUUUUCAUUGUAUUAAGAGGUCAGUCAGUCAGUCAGUCAAAUCAAGACCACCCAGUUUGUUUUAAGGAGACAGUUGGUAAAACUAGUACAGCUCUUCCAACAUUAGACUACCUCAUUCUCAUGAUCAGCUGAGGUGCACACAAAAAUAAAACUUCUAUUUAAAAAUCAUGCCAAGAUCAGAGCAGGUUAGCAACACUGCAAAGCUCGACAGAUGCAGGAGCCCCAGGAGAGUGGCUUUUUCCAAAGGGCUGCCCCACUAUUUCUCUUCUCAACCUAUUUCCAAAUUAGAAAGCUGCUUGCUCAGAGGUACCGCUGAUGGUGGGAUGCAUGGGAAGCUACGAUUAGGAAAUCCACCUUUCGUUCCUUUGAAAAAAAUGCGAACCCUGUUGGCCUAUCAUGCUCCCUGGUGAUGCACAGAUGGAGGACGAAGGAUGUGGAGGGGUUGCAGGAAGAGCCGAGCAACACUAGUCUAAGGGGGAAGGACUUGCGUUGCGUGUAGCAGUGGUUUAAAUGCAUUGUGACAACAGUCCACUGAGUGGCCUGGGAGGUAGCCAGGCCUUGGCUGUGUCUCCUUGGAAGACUGCUCUCAUGGUAGACACAAGGUUUGGCCCAAUCCAGUCCUUUAGGCCCUGUCUAAAACCCAUUUGUACUCAAA